Messenger RNA from Penicillium malachiteum, 3294 nucleotides. RefSeq names its product peroxidase/cytochrome P450 family protein. The record is from RefSeq and is a predicted model, not a curated record. Gene Ontology annotation, biological process: response to oxidative stress. The transcript is spliced from 6 exons. Gene Ontology annotation, molecular function: monooxygenase activity; iron ion binding; oxidoreductase activity, acting on paired donors, with incorporation or reduction of molecular oxygen. NCBI's taxonomy places the organism in Eukaryota, Fungi, Ascomycota, Eurotiomycetes, Eurotiales, Aspergillaceae. The coding region runs from base 1 to 3294 and encodes 1097 amino acids.
AUGUUGCGGAGAUUCUCUACACAGUUCAAGAAGAACAAGGACGGCGCCAAUGGCGAGGUCGAGGUGAAGGCCGAGAAGGCCGAGAAGCAGAGCAAGCGCUUUUCUAAGGCUUCCCCUCCUCGCAAAGCUUCUCCCAAGGUCGUUGAGGACAACCACCAGGUGAAGCGUGCCGAGGUUGUUGCUGUUUUUGAGAAGUACGCGCAAGCCAUUCAUGCUUCGCGCGAGCCUCUGCCCAACCAGACCGGCGAUGGCACCUACCUUAAGCACGACCAGUCCACUGGUCUGAUUGACGACAUUAAGACCCUCAAUCUCGGGGAUCUCAGCACAGUCAAGGAUCUCGUCCAGAACAAGCUUUCUGGUGAGCUGAUUAAUGACAAGACCUACCUCAUGGAGCGCAUUAUUCAGCUUGUCGCCGAUAUGCCCGGUCACUCUAAGAACCGUGUCGAGCUCACCAACCAAUUCCUUGACGAGCUGUGGAACUCAAUUCCUCACCCUCCUCUCUCUUACAUGGGCGAUGAAUACCAGUACCGUUCUGCCGAUGGUUCCAACAACAACCCCACCCUUCCUUGGUUGGGUGCUGCUAACACCGCAUACUGCCGCACAAUUCCCCCUCUCACAAUCCAGCCCAGUGGUCUGCCUGAUCCUGGUCUGAUCUUUGACAGCUUGUUCGCUCGUCAGGAAUUCACUCCUCACCCUAACAAGGUGUCUAGUGUUUUCUUCGACUGGGCCUCUCUGAUUAUUCACGACAUCUUCCAGACCGAUUACCGCCAGCAGCACUUGAACAAGACCUCUGCCUACUUGGAUCUCUCCAUUCUGUACGGUGAUGUCAAGGAGCAGCAGGAUCUUAUCCGUUCCCACAAGGACGGUAAGCUGAAGCCCGAUUGUUUCUCUGAAGGUCGUCUGAAUGCUCUCCCCCCUGCCUGUGGUGUUCUACUUGUUAUGCUUAACCGUUUCCACAACCACGUUGUUGAGCAGAUUGCUGAGAUCAACGAGAAUGGCCGCUUCUCCAUCCCUAAGCCUAGACCCGGUCUGUCUGACGCAGACAUUGAGAAGGCCUGGGUCAAGCGUGACGAGGAUCUGUUCCAGACUGCUCGUCUGAUCACUUGUGGUCUGUACAUUAACAUCACUCUGUACGAUUACUUGCGUACUAUUGUCAACCUGAACCGCAGCAACUCUACUUGGUGCCUGGACCCCCGUGCCCAGAUGGAGAAGGCUGGUGCUACUCCCUCCGGUCUCGGUAACCAGUGUUCCGUUGAGUUCAACCUGGCCUACCGUUGGCACUCUACCAUCGCCGAGGGCGAUGAGAAGUGGAUUGACCAGCUUUACCAUGAUCUCAUGGGCAAGCCUGCUGAGGAGGUCACCAUGCAUGAGUUGCUGGUUGGUAUGAAGAAGGUUGAGAGUAUGCUGGACCCCGAUCCUUCCAAGCGUGAAUUCGGCCACCUGAAGCGUCAGGAGGACGGUACCUUCAAGGAUGAGGAACUUGUUGCUAUCCUUAAGAACGCUACCGAGGACGUUGCCAGUGCUUUCGGUCCCCGUAACGUCCCCAAGGCUCUCCGUUCCAUCGAGAUUCUCGGUAUGGAGGCUGCCCGUAGAUGGCACGUUGGUUCCCUCAAUGAGUUCCGUAAGCACUUCGGCUUGAAGACUUACGAUACCUUUGAGGAGAUCAACUCUGACCCUGAGAUUGCCAACACUCUCCGUCACCUGUACGAGCACCCUGACUACGUUGAGCUGUACCCCGGUAUUGUCUCCGAGGAAGCUAAGGAGCCCAAGAUCCCCGGUGUUGGUAUCUGCCCUACCUACACCAUCUCUCGUGCCGUUCUGUCCGAUGCCGUGGCUCUGGUCCGUGGUGACCGUCACUACACCAUUGACUAUAACGCUCGUAACUUGACCAACUGGGGUUACAACGAGUGCCGCUACGACCUAAACAUCAACCAGGGUUGUGUCUUCUACAAGCUGGCUACUCGUGCCUUCCCCAACUACUACGCGCCUGACUCGAUCUACGCUCACUACCCCAUGACCAUCCCCACCGAGAACCGUAACAUCAUGAAGAUGCUCGGCCGUGAGCAGGACUACUCUUACGAGGCUCCUUCCUUCACUGCUUCGCGUGUCAACCUCACCUCUCACCAGGCUGCUAAGCAGGUUCUGGAGAACCCCAAGGACUUCAAGGCUUCCUGGAGCACCGCUCUUGAGGAGCUCUUUGGCAAGGGCGAGUUUGACACCAAGCAGCAGGAGGCUAUGAGCAAGGCCUUCGGCACUGAGGACCUCCCCAAGCUCAUCAAGAAGUUCUACGAGGAGACCACCUUGCACCUCCUUCAGCAGAAUGGUGGCAAGAUUGCUAAGAUCAACCAGAUUGAUAUUACUCGUGAUGUCGGCAAUGCCGCUCACGUUUACUUCGCCGCUGCUCUCUUCGGUCUGCCAUUGAAGACCGAGGAGAACCCCUCCGGUCUCUUCACUGAGCACGAGAUGUACAUGAUCCUCACCACCAUCUUCUCUGCGCUCUUCUUCGACGUGGACGCUACCAAGUCGUACUCCCUUAACCGUGCUGCCACUGUUGUUGCUCAGCAGCUCGGCUCCGUCGUUGAGGCCACCGUCAAGGCUGACACUAACAGCGGUCUCUUCUCUGGUCUGAUGAACAGCUUCCGCCCCCACGACAAUGCUCUCCGUGAGUACGGUACCGCUGCUCUGCGCCGUCUCCAGGAAUCCGGUCUCAGCUCUUCCGAGAUCACCUGGUCUCAGAUCAUCCCGACCAUCGUCUCCCUGGUCCCCACCCAGGGCCAGGUCUUCACUCAGGUCAUCGAGAAGACUCCCCCCGAGAACGACGAGCAGCUGUACCGCUACUGCCUGGAGGCCAUCCGUAUCAACGGCACCUUCGGCGCUUACCGCGAGGCUCAGGCUAACGUCACCGUGGAGGACAACGGCAAGACCGUCGAGAUCCAGCCCGGUAACAAGGUCUUCGCUUCUUUCGUCCAGGCCAACCACGACGCUAGCGUCUUCCCUGACCCCACUGAGGUCAAGCUCGACCGUCCUCUCGACUCCUACAUUACCAUCGGCCAGGGCGCCAACACUGGCUUCGGUCAGGAGAUUACCAAGAUUGCUCUGGUUUCUAUGCUCCGUGUCGUCGGUGGUCUGCAGAACCUGCGCCGCGCCCCAGGUGCUCAGGGUCAGCUUCCUAAGAUUAAGCAGGAUGGUGGUUACUUCGUCUACCUGCGCCAGGAUGGCACCUCUUACUUCCCCUUCCCUAUGUGUCUCAAGCUUCACUGGGAUGGAGACUUCGAGUUCACGCAGAAGAAAUAA